AUGACGACUAGGAAACGGGAAAAUCAAAAAUUCACUUCGAAUUUCGGACCUCAAAAAUCCUUUGCCCUCAUUGGUGUUUCACGACAGUAUUGAAUGAACGGAGAAGUGGUGGAACGUGCGGAACCACAUAUUGGAUCACUCCAUAGGGUGACUGAGAAAUUAAUAGAGUACAAAACUUAUCUUCGCUUACCUUAUUAUGAUCGUUUAGACUAUGUUUCUACGAUGGCCCAAGAACACGCUCAUUCUUCAGCCGUAGAGAGACUUUUGAAUUGCGAGGUACCAUUACGAGCUCAAUAUAUACGAGUGUUAUUCCGUGAAAUAACUCGAAUUUCAAAUCAUUUACUUGCUUUAACUAAUCAUGCUAUGGAUGUGGGAGCAUCAACUCCGUCCCUGUGGGCUUUUGAGGAGCGGGAGAAAUUGUUGGAAUUCUAUGAAAGAGUCUCGGGAGCCAGGAUGCAUGCGUCAUUCCGACCAGGUGGAGUGGCACAAAGAUUGCCUCUGGCUUAUGUCGAGGAUAUUGAUUCCUUCACACAACAAUUGCUUCUCGUAUCGACCGCAUUAGAAGAGAUGCAAACCGGCAACCGUAUCUCGAAACAACGAUUAGGGAUAUUGGUCUGUCAAUGCCCACAGCAAGAACAGGAUGGGAUCAGUGGUUUGUACAUGGUAAGAGGUCGGGGUUUAUGCUGGGAGGGAUUCGCGAGAGGCAGCACAUUACAUGUUCAUGACCAAUCGGAUCCUGACGUACCAGUAGGUACCAGAGGAGAUCGCUAUGAUCGUUACUGUAUCCGUAUUGAAGAGAUGCGACAAAGUAUGCGGAUAAUUUGGCAAUGUCCUAAUAAAAUCCCUAGUGGCAUGAUCCAAGCCGAGGAUCGUAAGGGUCCUCCAUCACGAUGUCGAAUGAAACUAUCCAUGGAAUCGGUCAUUCACCAUUUAGAACUUUAUCAGAAAGUUUUCCUACCAGCUCCUUCUACCUCUACCGCUGUGAAGCACCUAAAGGAAAUUUGGUGUCCUUUGUCAGUAUGGAAGCAUCGUCCCUACCGUCGUAAAAUAAGAGCACAUGGCUCUGCCCAUUCACAAGGAAUCGAUUCUAUGUCCAAACAACAUGCCAGCAGAUUGGUCACCAUCAUAGGUACUCAAGAUAUUGUGUCUGGAGAGGUGGAUAGAUAGACUACGUCUUGCUCGAUUCAGGACGCUAGCUUUAUUGCGAGCAAAAAU
Molecule: messenger RNA, 1215 nt
Organism: Vigna umbellata (rice bean)
Lineage: Eukaryota; Viridiplantae; Streptophyta; Magnoliopsida; Fabales; Fabaceae
Source: RefSeq, a predicted model, not a curated record